AUGGCCUUGGCAAAUUCCAGACCAUUGGAUAUUCCUACACUGGACGAUGAACUUAUUGCAAAUUCAAAGUCGCCAUUGUUUGAUGCAAGCACUUUAGCUAACAGUGCCAAAGCUUUUCCAGAGUCUGAGUCUGACAAAACCAAGCCUAGUGGGAAGCAUGAUUCGAAAGCGAAAAAGAACUCUAAUGGAUCACUUGCUUCUUCUCAGUUAACCGAUGUCGUCUCCAUUUCGAAAACGAUUCCAGUGACAGGAGAAAGACCGAAACCAGAAAACAAUGGCCCCACCUUAAAUGAAGAUGAUGUGUUGUACGCAAUUUUUGUCAUUUUAUGGGAAAGCGAUCCAGGCCAACAAGGUAUGACUGUCAAACAGUUAUGUGAUUUAUUAUUGGAAAAGCACCCUGAAAUGAACAAUUUGUCAACAAAACUCUCUAACUUGAUAUCUGCAAAACUGAAUGCGUAUGUCAAAAAAGUUGAGAAGGGUGAAAAGGGCCUUUCUUAUGCUCUUUCUCGUGAAUGGUCUGAUGCAUCUCCCAGAAGAAUGGUGUACAUCUAUCGCGGUAUUCUCGCACCUGACUAUCAAAAACACGCUCAAGCUGCAGCUGCAGCUUUAGCUGCAGCUUCAACUCAGUUAUCUGAUAAUGGUUCAAACCCAAUGGGAAAGAACAAGACAAAAUCUAAGAAGCAAUUGGCUAAGAGCACCUCAGACUUAGGAAUGGAAAUUGACGGAUCACAGAGUACAGAUUACAAGGAUGGGGCAAUCCCUAGAAGUUCAAGUGCUAUGAGUGGUCUCAAAUCAUCUACUUUCUCUGCGGGCAAUUUUGUUAAUGAUUUCAACAUCCCUUAUAUGUCCUCACCAGUAUCAGUUAGCUUAACACCAAAAUUGGAAGAGCUGUCUUUGUCUCAUGUGUCUAAUGAUCUCGACAUAGAUUCUCAUAUCACCCUGACAGGUAAGAGAUUGUCUAUGGGCCAAGAUCGUCCUGGCAAAAAGAUGAAAAUGGAGCAAGUUUCAAACUCUCUAGAGUUACAAGCGGGUCAAGUUCAACAACAACAACCUGUAUACAUAACAAUUGCUAGUUCUACUCCAAGACUUUCAAGGAAUUCAUCUAAACACCACGAUUCAAACAAUACUGCGACAAGUUCCGAGACUGCGCAGACCGUUGCAGAAAUUCUCAAAACUGUAGUAACGCAGAAUCCUAUUGUUAUAACUCCAAGGUCUUCGAAGGCUUCGUCACCACUUGCUUCCGCGGCAAGCAGCCAAGACUAUACGAAACAUACAAAGGAAAAAAGCUGCCAAUGGUUACGCUCUUUGAGAGAUGGCUUUUUGCUGGAGGAAAUUCCAACCCCAGAAUCUCUCUCUCCUGAUGAGCUUGAUGAAUUUUUCACAUAA
Messenger RNA from Kluyveromyces lactis, 1386 nucleotides. It is a transcript of the gene GDS1, whose product is annotated as Gds1p. Bases 1 to 1386 code for a protein of 461 amino acids. The transcript has a single exon. The record is from RefSeq and is a predicted model, not a curated record. NCBI's taxonomy places the organism in Eukaryota, Fungi, Ascomycota, Saccharomycetes, Saccharomycetales, Saccharomycetaceae.